AUGGAAACCGGCGAUGAAGUCCGUCGUCGUUGCCGAUCUGUCCGACGAUGGAGCGGCAAGCGGUGCGCCCUGGCCGCUAUACUAGGGACCAUCGCCGCGAGCGCCGUGGCCACGGCUGUCACGGUGGUGCUCCGCCCUGUGCGCCUUAGCUUCUCCAUCACCGACGCCAUGAGCUGGCACGUCGCCCCGGGCGCUAUCUGGGCGUUCAACGUCACCGUCGCUAACCCCAGCCGCCGCGCCGGGGUCCACUACCUCUUGCUCAGCGUCAGCAUGCAGUACCUGACUCCCAACGGGUCGUCGUGGGUGCUCGAGUCCGGCGCUCCGACGCCGUGCUACCAGCCGCCCUGGAACACAACCAGCUUUCCCAUGGCGUUCUGCAUCACCAAGGAGGACAACCUGUCGGAGCUCGGCAGGGUGAACACCAGCGUCCCUAUGAAUCCCUACGUCAAGGCCAGGGUGCGCUUCAAGGUGGGGCCGGCCUACACUAAGCCGUACGAGAUCACGGUGCUAUGCAACCACGUCUACUUCGCCAACAACGAGAGCAGUAGUGCUUCGUCUCACUCUCAUCAGAGAGUGCAUGUGCAUCCACCGGUCAAUUGUACGGGCACAUCUCCAUGA
Molecule: messenger RNA, 618 nt
Organism: Miscanthus lutarioriparius
Lineage: Eukaryota; Viridiplantae; Streptophyta; Magnoliopsida; Poales; Poaceae
Source: the annotation of a GenBank genome assembly